AAAACAUAACCUAAAUUUGAUUUUGUAAGUCAGUAUCGUGAUCCGUGUGUAGAGUAAGUUAGUUUGACAACGUGGUUGACGAACAGCUAUCAAAACUUUUCUGUAUUUUGUAAAGCAGACGUCUACUUCACAUAUCAAUGUGACCUUAUAGCGAUACUUAAAGCAGCUAUAGUUUAAGUUGAGUAUUAUUAAGUAAUAAAACUAUGCAGAGAAGCGGCGACGGUAAACAAGCCGGUACCGGCGGCUCUGACGGCAGGGGAAAAACCGGUCAUCAUGGUCAUACUGAUCGGUUCUCCGAUGGGGGUGGUCGAUCGUUUUCCAGGGGAGGUUAUUACGGUGGCGGCGGUGAUGGCUGGGGUCGUCGCGGAGGUGGUGGAUACCGUGGCUAUCGCGGUGGAAGUAGAGGCUACCGAGGCGGCACCCAAAAUAGAAGAGGGUACAAAAGGAACCAGGGAAACUUCGACAUCGAUGGUAAAAGACAGAAGAUGGAGGUCGGAAAUCGACUGAAAGAAGUAGACAUUGGCGUCACUGAAUUCGUCGGAGAUCAUAAAGGAUUUUCUGGUGUUGUAAAGGAGAGAUACGGAGACUUCCAUGUGCACGAAAUAACUUUGAACGGCGAAAUAGCCAAACUCACAGACCAGACCAUACCUCCAGAACCAGAUCAACUGGAGAAUAUAGAAGAUCUGAAAAAGGAAAUUCCUGCAGAAGUCUGGAAACAAUUUGAAACGCUGAUAGAAGCUGAGAGCGAGAUUUUAUCUGUGGAAAUCAAUGUCACUGCUAUGAACAAAGACGAGCGUCGUGCCAUUCAUGCAAUAGCAAAGAAGAUACCAAAUACCAUUAGCCAAACUGUGGAAAAGGGGGAAACAAAAUACAUUGUUGUUGCCAAGGCUAACAAGCAGAAACAAAGUGGGCACAUGUUUCGCCGAGAUCAACGCGUAGAUUGGGCUCGCCGCGGUGGAAAUUACUGUCAUUUCCUUCUGCAUAAAGUGAACAUUGACACGAUGGAUGCAUUAAAUCAAAUGGGAAUGUAUUUACGGGUAAAGUCCAACAUGUUCAACUAUGCCGGAACAAAGGAUCGUAGAGCCAGAACGACUCAAUGGGUUAGUUUGAAAAAAAUAAGUCCACUCGACAUUUUGGCAGCAGCGAAAUCAGUCCGAGGUGUUUUCGUUGGUAACUUCAAAUUUUGUGAAGAACCCCUCAAACUUGGAAUGUUAAGUGGAAACCGGUUCAGCAUUGCACUGAGGAGCGUUACUGGAUCUGAUGAAGAAAUUGAGAAAGCUAUGACUUCAUUGCGUGAUAAUGGGUUCAUUAAUUAUUAUGGUCUUCAGAGGUUCGGGACAGUAGCCGCAAUUCCAACACAUGAGAUUGGAAAAGCGUUAAUGCAGGGCAAAUGGCAUGAAGCAAUUGAACUGAUAUUAAAACCUCGAGCUGGCGAACAGCAAAGGGAUCUAGUCGAAGCUAGAGAGAUAUAUAAAAAAACUAAGGAUGCUCAUGAAGCAUUCAAACGAAUUAGUAGGCCUGAUAAAAUAGAAGCCAAACUCUUGUGGGGUCUUCACGUCUGUGGCGACCAAAAUCCUCAAGGAGCGUUGGACUGGGUUCCCAGGAACACGAGUUUAAUGUACAUCCAUGCUUAUCAGAGUUUUAUCUGGAACCUAGUGGUGUCUAAGCGGAUAAAGGAGCUGGGACCAAAACCUGUGGUUGGGGAUUUGGUGUACGAAAAUCGAAACUUUAAAGAAGAGACUGAUAGAUUAGAGUUUAGUCAUAACGAUAACGAAGACGAAAGUGACAAUGAUAAGAAAAAAAAUCCUGCCACGGACAAAAAUGAAGCUAAUGAAAGUGAUUUGACCGAAGUAGACAAACCAGAAGAAGCAGUCAAAGAUAAAGAGGGAAAUAAGGUCGAAGAUCCUGAAAUUGAGGGAAAGGAUUCAAUGAAAAUUGAAGUAAGUGAAGUAAAUAUGGAAAUUGCUCCAGCUAUUGAUAAUGAGAAUAACUUGGGUGCUGCAAAAGACACAGAGAAUGGGGAGGAAGGUAAGGAUGACUUGGACCAAGAUAAAAAUACAGCUGAAAUAGACAAGGAAGAUCUACAUAGUCUCCCAGCUGUUAAAAUUUUGACUGAGGAAGAUUUAUCUAAUUACACACUAACUGAUAUUGUUAUGCCUCAACCUGGAUGGAGAGUCACUUACCCAACAUACGCCAAACCAUGGUUUGAUGAAAUCCUUGCUAAGGAUGGUUUAACUACAGAUCUCAGACAAAAAAACAGAAAAUAUACAUUGGGAGGGGCAUACAGAAAAAUGUUGGAAAUUCCAUCUGAUAUCUCUUGGCGAAUUAUGCGGUACCAAGAAAGACACGACGAUCUGAUUCUGUGCGAUAUUGACGAAAUGAGAGGCCUCUCAGCACCAAAGGAAAACCCAGAGGGCAGGUACAAGGCAUUAAUCGUUGAGAUGUCUCUCAGGCCGAGUACGUACGCGACGAUGGCAUUGCGUGAGAUUUUGAAAUGCGAUACUUCGUCGCAAACGCAGGCUGCUCAAUCUGCCGCAAACAAAGCAGAGGAAGACGAAAAAGAGAAAAAAGAAUCAAAUAAAGAAGAUGAACCGAAAUCUGCCGAAGAUGAAGUGAAACAAGACAAGGAAGUCCUUGACAAGGAUAAUGGAAUGAAAAUGGAAGUGGUAAUGGAGACUGAACCGAAAGAAGAAGAGAUGGACGUUGCUGAGGACAAGGAAAACGAUGAUGAUAAAGAGACGAAGACAUUGGUCAUGGAAGUCGAUUGCACUGAAAAUAUGGUCAAUAUCGAAGUUGACACUGUUAUAACUAAGCCAUAAGCAAAUAAAGUUAAUAAAGAGUUGCA
Messenger RNA from Diprion similis, 2845 nucleotides. RefSeq names its product pseudouridylate synthase 7 homolog (gene Pus7). Gene Ontology annotation, molecular function: RNA binding; pseudouridine synthase activity. Gene Ontology annotation, cellular component: nucleus. Bases 204 to 2819 code for a protein of 871 amino acids. NCBI's taxonomy places the organism in Eukaryota, Metazoa, Arthropoda, Insecta, Hymenoptera, Diprionidae. Gene Ontology annotation, biological process: pseudouridine synthesis. The record is from RefSeq and is a predicted model, not a curated record. The transcript is spliced from 5 exons.